GUGUGUCUUAGUAGCUAGACUAUCCCCUUUAGGCAGCGAUAAACGGCUGAAAUUGCACCUUAACAUUAGUGCGUUUUGCGAAUAUUGUUUAUUGAAAGUUGAUGGUAUACGUACAGUUUCCAAAUGGAGACGAAACUUUUAGGUAACUUGUCAAGAGUGUCAUCCAACCCUAAAGUAACAGCAGUCCAAUGUAUUGAUUCGGAUGGCCUUUGUAUUGCCUCUCACGGGACUGUAAAUGAUCAAACCACAGGAGUUCUCAGUAGCAUAUACAAACAUGCAGCAGGUAUUGAAGAAAGCUCCGAAUCGCCAGUGUUAGUAAUUGAGUUUGAGUCAAAAUCAAGUAUUUUGUGUGAAGCGUAUGGGAUUUUAACUGUUGUUCACAAGAAUCAGUGACACCGCACCAACAGUCACACGGUGACAACUGCCUUCAGGUUUCGGAGUCCUUCGAAGUAACACUGAUACCUCCAAAUAUAAAGCUACUCAAUAAAAUCUCGGCUAUCAUCAUUGUAUAAAUUUCUUAAACAUGAUCAUUUACUCAUUAUGUCCAAGUUUAUUUAAAAUAUAUCCUACACUGUU
Molecule: messenger RNA, 576 nt
Organism: Schistosoma intercalatum
Lineage: Eukaryota; Metazoa; Platyhelminthes; Trematoda; Strigeidida; Schistosomatidae
Source: the annotation of a GenBank genome assembly